GGCCAGGUUGGGCUUUUAUCCUGUCCUUGUCCCUUGACCAGCAGGGCCUUCUUUACUCUGCCAGCUUUGCAUCAGAAAAUUCCACUUAGAGAGCACUCAAGGUUGAGCAACUGACCUAGAGGCAUUGCUGGUAAAGGUGAUGGAAUACAUGGGGCUUGCCUGUGGUUCUUUCCAUCAACUCUUCUACACCUGCUAGCGCACGUGCUGCUGUGCAGGGAAGGGGUAUAUCAGGUCAUUUUUGUUGUCUCCAUGUCUGUUACCACCCCGACCUCCCCUUCUGAUUAUCCUAUCUCUUGUUCUUUGUAGCUGCUUGUCUAGGCUGUUCUAUGAACGUUCUGGUAGUUCAAUUAUGGAACCUUUUCUCCCUUCUGUACUGUGUUGGGCUAUUUGACCUUGGAACAAUCUAGUGCUGGAGGGAUUGAGGUCUAAGUGCCUCCUCUGCUUCAGCUGCUAACUGGCCUGCAAGCUGGGUAUAUAGUCAUAUCCCGGCUUCAGUUCCCAGGCUGGAAUCCCAGGUGUCCUGUGAAUUUUCUUCCUGAAGCUGCUGUAACUAAGUGCCAAAAACUGGUUGGACUAAAACUAGAGAUUAUUGUCUCCCGGGUCUGUUUCAUGGUUUAAUCAAGGUGCUUGCUGCUACAGCCACUGCAAGUGCUGGGGAAGGAUGCUGCAAAUCUCUGCAUCUGACAGCAUUCUGGGCUCAUUUAUGCGUUGUUUCAGACUUCAGAGGGCACACUCUAAGUCCUCUGCAUGUUUCCAAGUUUUCCUUUACACGAAGACUAAUAUUGCAUCAGAGCUUACCCAGAGCAUCAUUUUGCCUCUAUAAAGACCGCAUUUCCAAUGGUCAUGAAUUACUGGGGUUAAUUUCAACAACAUACAUUUUUGGAACAUAGUUGGAUCCACAAGGUGUUAAAACCUCGUUUCCCCAAACCUGUUACAAUACAGGAAUUUUCUUGAGGGUUUCUGCAUCUUCUUGAGAUCAGGUUUUUCUUCCUCUUUCCCUAAGCCCUUGCUUCUUGCUCCCCACCCCUAGUGAGACUAUCGGUUUCCUGCGGUCCUCCGGUUGGUAGGGGGCGCAGCAGCUCCGCUGUCUCUCCGGACCGGAAAUCUCUUCCCUGGGUCUGAUGUGACUGAGGAAAGUGGAGAGGCUGUGUCGCGCACGCAUCUUCUGUUCUGACUCGAUGGCGGGCAGCGAUUCGGGGACGCUGCAGACUCUGCAGGCAGUGGACACUGAGUUUACUGCGGACUCGGUAGAGUGGUGCCCAGUAGAGGGUUGCCAGCACCUAAUGGCCUGUGGAACCUACCAGCUGCGAACGCCGGAGGACCAGCCUGCACUGGAUGUCAGUGAGCCUCAAGUUCGUUUAGGUCGUCUCUACCUGUAUAGUUUCAAUGAGGACAACACGGCUAAACCUCUGGUUGAGGUCCAAAGAAGGGAUUCUUCUGCCAUCCUGGACAUGAAAUGGUGCCAUAUCCCAGUGUCUGGCCACAUACUUUUAGGCUUGGCGAAUGCCAGUGGAUCUGUAGAGCUGCUCCACCUGAUGGAGUAUGAGAAGAACAGUUACACCCUGCAAUCAGUUUCCAGCCUUACCCUGGAGGAGAGAUGUCUGUCCUUGUCCCUGGAUUGGUCAACUGGGAAACCUGGAAGGGUCAGAGACCAGCCCUUGAAGAUCAUUAGCAGUGAUUCUAAGGGGCAGCUGCAUCUCCUGCUGGUGAACGAGGGAGUGGCUGGACUGCAGCUAGUGGCUUCAUGGCCAGCCCAUCACUUUGAGGCCUGGAUUGCUGCUUUCAAUUACUGGCAGACAGAACUCGUGUAUUCGGGGGGAGAUGACUGCCUUCUGAAAGGCUGGGACACUAGGAUGCUUGGCACACCUGUCUUCACUAGCAAAAGACACUCCAUGGGUGUGUGCAGCAUCCAGAGCAACCCCCAUCAGGAACAUAUACUGGCUACUGGAAGCUAUGAUGAGCAUGUUCUGCUGUGGGACACUCGGAACCUAAAGCAGCCAUUGGCAGCCGUGCCGGUGGGAGGAGGCGUGUGGAGGCUCAAGUGGCACCCAGUCCACCACCACCUACUCCUGGCGGCCUGCAUGCACAACGGCUUCAAGGUUCUCAACUGCCAGAAGGCCACUGAGGAGAAGCAGGACGUGACUGUCUUAAUAUCCCAUGAAAUGCCGAACUCAUUAGUGUAUGGGGCUGACUGGUCCUGGCUUCCUUUCCGUUCCAUGAAGCCUACACCCACCUGGUCCUUCGAUCAAAAUGACGUGGGAAUGAGGUCAGUAGACUGCCACAGCCCGAAGGUUGCAGAGGAGCCACCAGCACCUUUCCAUGAACAAAUAGUGGACCACCAUGUGGAAGGCCCUGCUAAAGCUCACAGCAGAGUUGAAUCGAAGGCCUCUCUCCUUCCAUUAACAGAGGACAUGAAGAGCAGCAGCCAACCGCGCUCCUCUUCCAAGAUCUGUGAUCUCAGCCUCUUUAGUGGAGGGAAUUUUGACGAUAGCCUCCUGGCCACCUGCUCCUUUUACGACCAUGUUCUCCACCUCUGGAAGUGGGAGACAAAGAAAGCUUGAGGCUGCAUUCUUCACAUCUUUACUGGAUGUGACUUGGGGAGUGCUGGCCUUUGAGAAUGGACUUUCUGAUUCUGUUUUGGCAGUGAAUGGGUUUUCCAGCUCUACAACUGAGUGUCUUGGGUAUAUUUUGACUUUCAGCCCUUUAUUUGCAUUUAAGUCCUUAUUUGUAUUUAUUAAAUAACUUCAAAU
Messenger RNA from Peromyscus eremicus (cactus mouse), 2750 nucleotides. It is a transcript of the gene Dph7, whose product is annotated as diphthamide biosynthesis 7. The coding region runs from base 1179 to 2561 and encodes 460 amino acids. The record is from RefSeq and is a predicted model, not a curated record. Lineage: Eukaryota; Metazoa; Chordata; Mammalia; Rodentia; Cricetidae. Gene Ontology annotation, molecular function: protein binding. The transcript has 9 exons.